Elgaria multicarinata webbii is the source of this 3409-nucleotide messenger RNA. RefSeq names its product solute carrier family 15 member 4 (gene SLC15A4). The transcript is spliced from 8 exons. The record is from RefSeq and is a predicted model, not a curated record. Lineage: Eukaryota; Metazoa; Chordata; Lepidosauria; Squamata; Anguidae. The coding region runs from base 1 to 1770 and encodes 589 amino acids. Gene Ontology annotation, cellular component: membrane. Gene Ontology annotation, biological process: histidine transport; dipeptide import across plasma membrane. Gene Ontology annotation, molecular function: L-histidine transmembrane transporter activity; dipeptide transmembrane transporter activity.
AUGGAAGAGGCCAAGUCGAACGAGAGGAGCCCCCUCUUAGGGGCCACCCGCCGGUGGUGGUUCGCCAGCUCCCCCGGUCCCAGCGUCUUCCGCGGGCGGCGCUUGGCGUGCGCCGCGGUGCUGCUGGCGGAGAUGCUGGAGCGGGUGGCCUUCUACGGCAUCACCUCCAACCUGGUGCUCUUCCUCAAUGGCACGCCGUACAACUGGGAGGGCGCCCAGGCCAGCCAGGCCUUGCUGAUCUUCAUGGGCAUCACCUACCUGGUGUCUCCUUUCGGGGGCUGGCUGGCUGACGCCCUGCUGGGCAAGUUCCCCACCAUCUUGGUCAGCAUGGCCCUCUACCUGCUGGGCAUGCUGGCUUUCCCCGGCAUGGCUUUCCCCGGCACCCGGCAGUGGCUCUGCGGCGAGUCGCACCCGACGCUCAUUGAGAACUGCUCAACACCUGUGAACGCCACCACCGUCGCUCCGUGCCCGCUGGAUGAGGACCGCUACUGCCUUGUCCCCGCGUUCGUCGGCCUGGUCCUGGUGGGACUCAGCGUGGGCUCCGUCAAGGCCAACAUCACACCCUUCGGAGCCGACCAGGUUAAGGAUCGGGGCCCUGAAGCCACGCGGAGGUUUUUUAACUGGUUUUAUUGGAGCAUCAACUUGGGGGCCAUCCUCUCCCUCGGCGGUAUCGCCUACAUCCAGCAGAACGUGAGCUUCCUCGUCGGCUAUGUCAUCCCGGCCGUGUGCAUCGGUGUGUCCUUCGUCGUCUUCUUGUGCGGCCAGGGCGUCUUCAUCACCAAGCCGCCCGACGGCAGCGCCUUCACGGACAUGUUUAACAUCCUAGCCUAUUCGUGUUGCUCCCGGAAAAGGCCGGAGGAAUACUCCAGGAAUAGGGGCCCCCAAGGAAUACUGGAGCCGCAGCCUCCCAAGCAAAGCCUCUUCGAGAUGGCCAAAGCAUCCCGCGGAGGGCCGUUCCGGGAGGACAAAGUCGAGGACGUCAAAGCGCUCGUCAAAAUCAUCCCCGUCUUCCUGGCUCUCAUACCUUACUGGACGGUCUAUUUUCAGAUGCAGACGACCUAUGUCCUCCAGAGCCUGCACUUGAGAAUCCCCGAGUUUUCCAACAGCACCACGAACAGCACCUCCAGCAGCCACACGUUCCCAGCAGCUUGGCUCACCAUGUUCGAUGCCGUGCUAAUCCUCCUCCUGAUCCCGCUGAAAGACAAAGUGGUUGACCCCAUCUUGAAGAGGAACGGCCUCCUUCCGUCAUCUCUGAAGAGGAUCGCGGUCGGGAUGUUCUUUGUGAUGUGUUCCGCGUUUGCUGCAGGGAUCUUGGAGAGUAAUCGGCUAAAACUUGUAAAGACCAAGACGAUAAAUCAGGAGAUCGGGACAGCGCUGUACCACGCGGCCGAUUUGUCCGUCUGGUGGCAGAUCCCCCAAUAUAUUUUGAUCGGUUUUAGUGAAAUAUUUGCAAGCAUUGCGGGUUUGGAAUUUGCCUAUUCCGCUGCUCCCAAAUCCAUGCAGAGUGCAAUUAUGGGUCUGUUUUUCUUUUUUUCUGGAGUGGGCUCUUUUGUUGGCUCUGGACUCCUGGCAUUGGUGUCUAUAAAAUCGAUUGGCUGGAUGAGUAAUCACGCCGAUUUGGGUAACAUUAAUGGCUGCCAUUUAAACUAUUAUUUUUUCCUACUGGCCGCUAUCCAAGCAGCAACACUUCUGCUUUUCCUUAUUGUCUCCGUCAAAUAUGACCGCCAAAGAUCUCGGACUAAUGGAGCUGGUGCUGGUGGGCGGACCUGACUUGCUCUGUAAUCGAAGAGCACCGGAUUCGACCGGCAUGCGUUAUUAAUUGAGUCAUCAAUGUGUAAAGGUCUUAAAACGCUACUACAGUGGGGCAUUUUCUUUAAACUUGCAUGUUAACAUUGAGUUCUUGCCUCAACCCUCUUAUUAUUAUUUUUCCUUCCCUAUAAAAGUAGGUAAGUGCCUUAUGUUAGCAAGAUGAACCUGUUUGUCUUGCCUUGUGCCUUGAGGUGUGGCGCAAAACUAUUUUUCAACUGUCUUACCCUUUGGCAUCAGAGAUGAACCACGUUCGUUCCAAGCCGUUUUCACCAGUUUGUUAAAGCCAGGAACGGUUGCCCUUUGGAAAUGGUGUUAACGAAAUGACUGCCUACUAUGGAUGCAUUUCAGUUCUUUCAUGAAGUGCUUUGAAGAAAAGUGGGUGAAAAUACACUCAUAAUUUUCUUUUAUUUCUUUGUUUUUAAUGUUUUCCUUUCUUAAAACUGAACCUAUGCAAAGUAGAUGAGGCAAGUAAUAUCUCUUGUUAAACCUGAGGUGGCUGGGAAGUUCUGUUGGUUAUAUGGGAAUGAUUUGGGAAGGAAUAUUUCUUUCCUAUGUUGAACAAAAAGGGAUGAGCUUUCGGGGGGGGGUGUUUUUCAUAAGUGAAGUUGAAACGACAGUCUGUUGAUGAGGAGGCCUCGCUUUAUGUCAUAGUGGUCUUUCAGCUGCUAUAGGGUGGGUUUUUUUGUUUGGAUUCUUGUAAAUGUUAAAUCUUUUCAGAGUGUGAAACUGAGCUGGUAUCAGAGUUUUGGUUUUGGUGGUUAUUUUUGCCUCAUACCUUGAGAAUUUUAUCUUUUUUUUUUUUUUUUUUUUAGGUAGGAGUUGAAAUAUAUGAGAUCAUUUCGAAAAUAUUGUGUGCUGUGAAUAAGCAAAUCUGUUGCUUCCUGGUUGUAAAGUCCACUUUCCCAUUUAAAAAUGUGGCUGGAUUGAUCUUCUGAAGGACACAUGUCUUCUUGUAGUGGAGGCAGAAGUAGAAAGAAGUUGUGAGAUGAGCCUAUGUUGACUGGAGAUCGCGGGCUAAAACAAGGCCCACGACACUUUAUUGUGUGUCUAUUGUGUGUCAGCCAAACUUUUGCCACAGUUUACUCCUAUGUAGUUCUCUAUUAAAAGCCACUGUGCCAAGGACAAAACAGCUGUGUAUAUAAAUCCACCCCAAGCAUUUUGGUCGAAAGAUGAACAAUUACACAUGAGUCUUCUUAAACCCUUUUCCAGCCUUUUCAAUAACCUUACAAAAAGAAGGGACAUGAUUUCAGACAAUGUGUGGGCGAAAAGCAGUUCUUUAUUUCUCACGGGGCCUGUUUUUAAUUGCGUUUCCCCUGUUAACCUUGGCAGUGACGAUGACAACAGGGCAAUACGUAAAAAGCAGUAUUUUGCACAGAAAUGACAAGAGUCCGCUGGAGAAGGGGAAGGAAUCAACUUUGUCUAAUACCGAAAGGAUUUUAACUUUUUUUUUCUCCUUUUGGUGUUUUAAUUUUUAAGCGUAUUUAAAACAUUGGGAAAAGAAAGAGUAUCUGGUUUAAUGUAAAUCAAGUACCUUCAUUUAAACCUGUUUACAAAACCCUUGCGCUGUGAGCCUGUGUUCUAAUGUGAAUAAAAUUCUGUU